This is a messenger RNA of Ailuropoda melanoleuca (giant panda), 3065 nucleotides long. RefSeq names its product aldehyde dehydrogenase 3 family member B2 (gene ALDH3B2). Gene Ontology annotation, cellular component: cytoplasm. Lineage: Eukaryota; Metazoa; Chordata; Mammalia; Carnivora; Ursidae. Gene Ontology annotation, molecular function: aldehyde dehydrogenase (NAD+) activity; 3-chloroallyl aldehyde dehydrogenase activity. Bases 164 to 1636 code for a protein of 490 amino acids. Gene Ontology annotation, biological process: aldehyde metabolic process. The transcript has 9 exons. The record is from RefSeq and is a predicted model, not a curated record.
GUGCCAUGACCCAUCCCAGGCUCUUCCACUCUGGGCCUGGAUUCAGGGCUGAGGCCUUUGGCCCUAGAGAGGUACUAGGGAGCCAUGGACAGAGUUAGAGCAGGGCUGAUGGGACCAGGAGCUGUCUGAACUCCAGGCAGAAAAAGCUGGAUGAGGGAGGGCGAUGCUGGCAUUCCAGGCAGAGCUUCGGGGCAGGGCUCCAGGUGCUCCAGGCCAACUCUGGGCCCGAGGAUGGGCGGUGCCAGUGGUCCACUCAGGCCUUGCUCCUCCAGGAAGUGCUCAGAAGGAAAUGGGUGGGACGCAUGUGUCGGAGGGGUGCAGGGGCAGCCGUGGCCCUCUGGGGUUACCGAUGGACCCCUUCGCAGACACCCUGCGGCAGCUGCGGGAGGCCUUCAGCUCUGGGCGGACCAGGCCUGCCGAGUUCCGGGCUGCGCAGCUAAAGGGCCUGAGGCGCUUCCUGCAGGAGAACAAACAGCUUCUGCAGGAGGCGCUGAAGAGGGCCGGGGGGUUCGUGCUGCUGGACUCGGCCUUCAUCCGGAAGGAGCCCUUCGGCCUGGUGCUCAUCAUCGCCCCCUGGAACUACCCCGUGAACCUGACCCUGGUGCCGCUAGUGGGCGCCCUCGCGGCAGGGAACUGCGUGGUGCUGAAGCCAUCAGAAUUAAGUAAGGGCACAGAGAAGGUUCUGGCUGAGGUGCUGCCCCAAUACCUGGACCAAGGCUGCUUUGCCGUGGUGCUGGGAGGGCCCCAGGAGACCAGGCAGCUGCUGGAGCACAAGUUCGACUACAUCUUCUUCACGGGGAACCCCCGAGUGGGCAGGAUCGUCAUGGCUGCCGCCGCCAAGCACCUGACACCCGUCACGCUGGAGCUGGGGGGCAAGAACCCCUGCUACGUGGAUGACGACUGCGACCCCCAGACCGUGGCCAACCGCGUGGCCUUGUUCCGCUACUUCAACGGCGGCCAGACCUGCGUGGCCCCCGACUACGUGCUGUGCAGCCCGGACACGCAGGAGCGGCUGCUGCCCGCCCUGCAGACCGCCAUCACCCGCUUCUACGGCGAAGACCCCCAGAGCUCCCCGAGCCUGGGCCGCAUCAUCAGCGAGAAGCACUUCCAGCGGCUGCGGGGUCUGCUGGGCUGUGGCCGCGUGGCCAUCGGCGGCCAGAGCGACGAGAGCGAGCGCUACAUUGCCCCCACGGUGCUGGUGGACGUGCGGGAGACAGAGCCGGUGAUGCAGGAGGAGAUCUUCGGCCCCAUCCUGCCCAUCGUGAACGUGAGGAGCCUGGACGAGGCCAUCGACUUCAUCAACCGUCGGGAGAAGCCACUGGCCCUGUAUGCCUUCUCCAACAGCAACCGGGUAGUGACCCAGAUACUGGAUCGGACCAGCAGUGGCAUUUUCGGAGGCAACCAGGGCUUCCUUCACCUGAUUCUGCCAUCCCUGCCGCUCGGGGGAGUCGGUAACAGUGGCAUGGGAAGAUAUCACGGCAAGUUCUCCUUCGACACCUUCUCUCACCACCGCGCCGUUCUGCUCUCCCCCUCGGGCCUGGAGAAGCUCAAUGAACUCCAAUACCCGCCCUACACUGACCUCAGGCAGCAGCUGAUAGGCUGGGCCCUGGGCUCCCACGGCUGCACCCUUCUGUGAGCUCCCCGUGUGCGUCCAGCACCCUACCCCCACCACCCCUCUGUCCUGCUACUGCCCAGGUGUUCCAUGGUCCCUGAAAGGUGGGGGUUCUUUCCGGGAGCGCAAAGAUCCUGUUUUGGGGCUUUGUCUCAACAGACCCUUGGCUGGGCAGGACCUCCGGCCACUGGUCCCACCACUUUCAGGGCCAAAGUCCUCUCUGCAGCUCCCUGAUGGACUCACUGACCCGACCCUCUGCUUGGAUGUGUCUCGAGAUGGCGCUCUGGUGGUUAGAAAGGACUCCCUUGUAUCAGAUCUAUAAUCAGGUUCCCAGAAUACAGAACCGUGUCUUUUCUUUUGUUAAUAGCAAGGGAGGGGAUGGGGAGCCACAGCGGGAAGGCAGCCCAUGGGUGGGGGCUACUGGGGAGGGGACCCAGGGUUGGGCUCGGGCCAAAACUGCAGUGCUGCCACCACCGCCCCCUCCAACUCCCCGGACUGGGCUGCUGCCAGGAGAACCCCCAAAAUACAGAGUGAUUUCUAACAGCUCCAUUCACACCUGGUUUGGGGAGUUGGGUUUGUCUGACCUGAAGUGAUCUGAUCUUGAUCCUGGAUCUGGCUAAUGGCUGACAUCGCCCUGACGUGUGUCCCUGACAAGGACUCUGAUGUUGUGGGCGGGUGGAAUCAAUAGGAGAGAGUGCAAAUUUGAUUAGUCAUGUCUGCUAUGGGCACAAGACAGGAUCGUGCACAUUCUGCACGCAUCUAUCAUCCUGCUGUGGACUCCCAGAAGGAGGUCGUGGUGGGCAGAUUCUAAAUCUAGCCACUUCCUCUGACCUAUGGGGAAACUGAGGUCUAGAGACAAGAUGGGGCUGAACUGAGUUUAUACAGGAAAGCAGAGCAGAGCUGAAUGAUGGGGGUUUUCUGAAAAAUUUGGAGGUAGGGGAUCAGUAAACAGAACAUACCUAGUCCGCUACUCUUUCCCUAGUCCUCAUCCUAAAAGCCCACUUCCAACCUCCCCUCCUCUUCCUUCACUGAGAGCCUUGGGAAGACUGGUUUGUGGCCUGAGAUUGAGGGAAGAGGGGGCAGUAUGACGGUCCUGCUUCCCGGGGAACUGUUGGGGAUGGUUGUCUCCGAAGGGGCACAGGGUGGACUCGAAGGAGGUCCAUGACAGGGACUUGUUGAGAGGUGCGAACACACGAUGGUCUGUUUGGGUGGUGGUACAGGUGCCCCCUUGGAAGGCUGUCCUACCAUCUGAGGCCAUUUUAUUCUGGAGGACAGCUUUUCUCAGCGGAGACACAUCAGUGCUCGGGAAGGACAGGCUGUGUGGUUAUCGCUUGAGGCUUGCUGAUUGAAUUUGGCAAAGAUUCUAGGUGUGCUACAGUGUGCUCUAAAUCAAUGAAGGGAGGGGCGCCUGGGUGGCGCAGUCGUUAAGCGUCUGCCUUCGGCUCAGGGCGUG